AUGAUUUAAUUGUUUAAUAAUUUGUAUUGAACAAAUUGCAGCCAUGGCAGCUGCUCACGAUCACAUGCAGCCGGGUCCUGAAAGACCGGCGCUACUUUUUUUACAGCAUGACCAUAUCUCUCAGGAUGUCUGGGAUGGCACGGGAUCUGACGAGGGAUUUCUGUCUCGCACUAGCUGUACGACUAGAAGGAGCGCUGUUUUGCCGUUCGCUAGGUUGGACCACCGUAUUCGGUCGAUGAUCGAGCCUACUGGAUUUGCAGGCUGUUUUGCUAUGCGUCACUACAGCGUCGACAUGCAGCUGAUCACAACCCUUGUGGAGAGGUGGAGGCCGGAGACCCACACUUUUCACUUACCCGGCGGAGAGUGCACGGUUACACUACAGGACGUGGCCAUUCAGACCGGACUACCAGUAGACGGUCAUGCUGUUACAGGAGGUAUUGUACAUGAUUGGGCUGCAGUGGCAGAGAGGGUUUUGGGGAUUCCUGCGGGCAGAUAUCCUAAAAAGCCUGCAAAUUCCACAGUCCGGACUUCUUGGAUCCUAGAGAGUUUCCCCGACUUCGGUGCAUUACCAGACCAGGCGACUGACGAGCUUGUCCAUCGGUACACAUGGGCGUAUCUCUUGCUCGCUGUCAGGUGUGGGCAUUGGACCGACUUAGAGUUAUUGCUCCCGCUCUUGCCGAUCCCACUAUUUCACCACAUCUACCACUGGGCAACAGGUGUGUUUUACUGUUAUUUAAUAUUUUUUAAUUUUAUUCUAUUUCUUAAAUAUUGA
Mercurialis annua (annual mercury) is the source of this 772-nucleotide messenger RNA. RefSeq names its product serine/threonine-protein phosphatase 7 long form homolog. The record is from RefSeq and is a predicted model, not a curated record. Bases 44 to 772 code for a protein of 242 amino acids. NCBI's taxonomy places the organism in Eukaryota, Viridiplantae, Streptophyta, Magnoliopsida, Malpighiales, Euphorbiaceae. Gene Ontology annotation, biological process: meristem development; meristem maintenance. The transcript has 2 exons.